CUUUGUUACCAGGUCAUAAAAUAAAAAAAAAAGUAUAAUGAUAAUUGACGUACGUAUGUUUAAUUGACAUUGACAUUUUGUCAUGCAUGAUAGAAAUUUUUGUCCACAGUGUCCACUAUUUUCGUGAACUGAAAAAGUUAGAAAAUACCUUUCUGAAAAACAGAUUUUCACUUUUAAAAAUAAUAUAUAACAUUUGUAUUAACUAAUAAUUACUAUGAACGCUUAAGUUCUUUUAUUUACUAUGUCUGACCACAGUAAAUCAUGUAGGCCUGGAGAGGCUGCAUUACAAAACAUGAAAUUAUUGCAAACUGAGAGCAAUGUUUUCAAAGUUCCCAAAGUGCCUGUAAAGAAAAUAUGUUCAAAGAAAACACAAGUCUUAGAUGAGGACGAAUAUGUUGAAGGUAUUGCAAAAAUUAUUCAAAGAGAUUUUUUUCCUGACCUUGAGAAGUUAAAUGCUCAAAAUGAGUUUUUAGAAGCAACAGAAAACAAAGAUUACAGUAGACUUGCAGAAAUCACAAGAAAGUACAGUGGAAGUCGUCCUCCUACAGAGCCAUAUAACUCUCCCGCCACUUUUGAUACACCAAAUGUAGACCGUCCCUAUUCGCCAUCAGCACCUACUGUAAGAGGACAGAGGUCUAAUAAAGAGCAUAAUACAGAAAAUGAGAAAUCAAAAGAUAUUACAGAUAAACAUACUCUAGAUUCAUUCCUAUCUAAUCACACAAGUGAGGACAAUGCCAGCUAUGAGCGUGUUAUAGCACUUGAAGACAAAAAGCGUGCUACAAAACUUGCAUCACAAUUGCAAUCGGAAAUGACAUCACUUGCCUUGGUUGAAGCUGCAAUAGAGCUUCCCUCCAUUGAGCAACAAGCAGAUCAGACACAGAGACCACAAGAGUUGGACACAUGGCGUUACAAGGCAAAGAACUACAUAAUGUACGUCCCUGACGGUGCGGAGAGUCAAAAACCGACCCCUAAACCGGAGUUACUCCACCACAACACGAGGCUGAAAGCCGAGCCCUUUGACCAUGUCAAGAAUAAGGAGGCCAUCACUGCCAUCGCGAGGACACAGGAUGCAAGUAUAACGGGCAAGAUAGGCGUGGACGGCGUGAGCAUAAGCGGCGUGGGUGAAAAGGGCACCCAGUACGAGUAUCUGGCGACUCCAUCUCCUCGACCCGGUGUCGGACCAGACCAGUCUCCGCUCAUGACCUGGGGCCACAUCGAGGGAACGCCCUUCAGGCUCGACGGAGGAGACACGCCGCUGCCAGCCGUGGGCGCGGGGGCUGCGUACCGUAUGCUGGAGGGAGGUGCCCGCGAGCGGUUGGCGCUGCAACUGGCCGAGCGCGCCGCGCGACGGCACCGCCCUACCACGCCGCGCCUCACGCCGCGCACGCCACUUUUCAGAAACAACACCGAAAGGCUGGCUAGUAUGUCGCCUGCUGCACGAAGACUUGCGACCAAGCAUUUAUUAUCACCUCGGCUGAAACUAACACCAAACGACAUGGGCAUUCUCUCACACAACACGCCCAAACGCGCGCAAACGCCGUCUACGCCAAAAGUGACAACCUCUAAGCCCUCAACUUCUAAAACUACAGAUGGCGCUACCAAUAACCUCACUGAUAACUUGCUACAGAUCAACGUCGCCAAAAGGACGAGGUUAAAAGCGCAAGACUUCUUUAGUGUUUCAUAAAGUAUUUGAAAGAUAUGUUUGCUUUUUAUUUCUGGGGUAAAUAAAGAUGCCAUCGGACCAUAGCAAAACCAAUAUGAUAUGAUAGUUCUGCAG
This is a messenger RNA of Chilo suppressalis (striped riceborer), 1777 nucleotides long. NCBI's taxonomy places the organism in Eukaryota, Metazoa, Arthropoda, Insecta, Lepidoptera, Crambidae. The record is from the annotation of a GenBank genome assembly.